Messenger RNA from Gambusia affinis (western mosquitofish), 5617 nucleotides. RefSeq names its product ubiquitin specific peptidase 40 (gene usp40). Bases 472 to 4341 code for a protein of 1289 amino acids. Gene Ontology annotation, biological process: protein deubiquitination. Gene Ontology annotation, cellular component: cytosol; nucleus. Gene Ontology annotation, molecular function: cysteine-type deubiquitinase activity; cysteine-type endopeptidase activity. The transcript has 31 exons. The record is from RefSeq and is a predicted model, not a curated record. Lineage: Eukaryota; Metazoa; Chordata; Actinopteri; Cyprinodontiformes; Poeciliidae.
GAAACAUGGCCGCCUACAGUUCAACUAUGGUGUUUCUAUUUACGUGUCGCCUGUUUUCUGUUUUAAGACUGACAGUGGAAGAAAGAGCUCGGGUUCGAAGUCAUUUUGAGUAAAAUUUAAGUCUAGUGUAUAUUUUUCUGUUUGGAUAAAUCGGUGCUGUGAUAUAUAUUUUUUAAAUGAAUAGUUGCUGUGAUACAGACUGAGAUAUUUCUUUUUGCUGGGCUUAUUAAAACUGCGAUUGAUUUAGUCAACCAGAAACCCCACAGAGUUCACACCAGGGCCUGGUCGCGAUGUUUAGCCCCGUGAAUUCAUCUUAUUUUCGAGUCAGUCCGACAAUUAUCAACCGGGAGCUCGGGAAGACUAAGAUGAGAUAGCAAGAGUGCACUCUGGAGUGCUAACACGGGGUUUUCAUUGGGAGCGUAAUCCCUUCAUAACUUGGGAGACAACUGCGGAAAUAAAACCCAAUUCAACAUGUUCGGAAGCCUUUUUGAGGAGGAAGAGAAUGAGGGCUUCGUCUCGACCUCCGCCACAGGAAGAACUGCCAAGGGGGGCGAGGAGCCGCCUCCACCCCGUGGGAGAAGCAAUCUGUGCGGGAUUAAAAAUCAGGGAGGGACGUGCUACCUCAACUCUCUGCUCCAGACUCUGCUGUUCACCCCAGAGUUCAGAGAGGAGCUGUUCAAUUUGGGGCCAGAAGAGCUGGGGUGUCUAGAGGAUAAAGGCAAACCAGGGGCUAAAGUCCGAGUGAUCCCUCUGGAGCUUCAGAGACUGUUUGCCCGCCUGCUGCUAGUGGACCAGCAGAGCGCCUCCACCACCGACCUCACUGACAGUUUUGGCUGGAACAGCAGCGAGGGGACGAAUCAGCAUGACGUGCAGGAGCUCAACAGGAUUUUGUUCAGUGCGUUGGAGCACUCCCUGGUGGGCACCAGCGGCAGCACGCUGAUCCAACGCCUCUACCACGGCACCAUUGUCAACAGCAUCGUAUGUAAGGAGUGUGGAAACGUGAGCCAGAGGAAGGAGGACUUCCUGGAUCUGACGGUGUGCGUUUGUGGUGUGUCCAGCCUGGAGGAGGCUUUGUGGAACAUGUUUGUGGAGGAAGAGCUGUUUGAAGGCAAUAACCUCUAUCGCUGCGCUCGGUGUUCCCGGCUGGUCACCGCUGCCAAGUCUGCCAAGCUGAAGCAGCUGCCCCCGUUUAUGACCAUGUCUUUGCUGAGGUUCAGCUUCGACUUUGCCAAAUGUGAACGAUACAAGGAGACCGGACGCUAUGCCUUUCCGCUCACCAUCAAUCUGCGACCGUUUUGUGAACAGACUGAUGCAGAGGACUCUGACGUCACAUAUGAACUGUUUUCGGUGAUUAUUCAUAAGGGAGGUUGCUAUGGCGGCCAUUACCACGUUUACAUCAGAGAUAUUGAUGAGCUUGGACAAUGGGAGCCACCGGAAGAGGACUGCAAACCCAAAACUCAAAAGAAAACAAAGGAGGAAGUGAAGGAGUCAUCUGAGCAAAAACUGCAGGAAGACGACCCUUUGUCUAUCAUUACUGCAAUCAUUGCUCAGGAGUCAUCAAAAAGCGUUUUGUUGGAUCAGCUGGGUCAAAAACUCAUGAAUAAAACUGGAUCAUCAUGGAGCAAAAGGUUCAGGAAACCCUAUGGUCCCAUUGGAAAGUUCCUGCAGUCACACAGUGACGUUUUCAUUUUGGUGUGCAAUGGGACUCGGGUGGCAUUGAAAGCAAACCCUCCAAGCCCAGCGACUGAUGCCUCGGCUCCAUCAGAGCAAACCACAAACUCCGAACCCUCAACAGCUUCAGACGGAGCAGCUUCUGAUCUGCAGCCAGAGGGAAAUCAGAGGCCUAAACCAAAACCAGAGCAGGGUAGCCACUGGUUUGACCUCAACGACUCCACUGUGACCUCCAUCAGGGAGUCGGACAUCGAGAAGCAGUUCCAGGGCAAAGAGAGCGCCUACAUGCUGUUUUACAGAAAGACACAGCUGCGCAGGCCCAGUGAAGCUCUAAGCAAUCCACAGUAUAAAGUUCCUUCCCACUUCAUCCAGAUGGCCCUGGACGAAAACCAGAGGCUGCAACAGAUGCGUGAGGAGUUUGAUGCCACUAAUAACACAGUAGAGCUGCAUCUGCACCUGGCCCCCUUCUACAAAACGGUAAAUGGAGUCCUGCAGCCGGUCAGCGAGGAGCCAAGCGGAAGCAUCAACCUGAGCUUCGACCGGAGGAAAACCAUUGGCGAUCUGCGGAUCACCAUUUAUCACAUGCAGGAGUUCUGGGAAGGAGACAUGGCAUUAACUGUGGCCAAGAGUCUGCCUGCAGGUUUACACCUCUACAAUACUCUUACAGAUGACAGUGUCUCCCUCUACAGUGCAAGAAUCCACACAAAUACUGACCUGUUUGUGUGGAAUGGUAAAGAAGUUCGCGGUGCCGCAGUCCAAACUGGAGCAGAGUGGGAACCCGUGUUACUCACCGUCGUUCGCCCUUUCCUGAGUGACGGCGUGGAGCACGAGGCGCAAAAUGGGGUCAAAUGCGAAACAACCGACAACUCCAAUUCUGAAAACGGGGUUGCGGGGCUGAAGAGGGAAGCGAGAGGAUUCGCGGGCGGUGCGACUCUUGGGGAGGUGAGGGAGGCGCUGGGGGAGCCUAGGGAGAGUCUUCUGUGUCAGGAGCAUAAAAGGGAAAAGGUCGGGGGGUCAGGGGAGGGAGGGGGCUCCAGCGGAUGGAGGGUGUUUCCGCCCGACGACAUGCAGCGGACUUUGAAGGAGCUGUCGCUGAAAGACGGAGAUGCUUUGUUGGUGUUGGAGCCGCAGUCGUUGGACAGCAGUGUGUUCUCCCGGAAUGGAGACGUGGUCACUGUGACCACGCCGUCUGACUGCCGCUGGCUCCAGGUGGAGUUUCGACCUCAGAUUAAAGGAGGUGAAGAAGAACAAGAGGAACAGAGGAAGAAAGUAAAGGUUCCAGCCACAGGAAAUAUGCUGCUAUGUGAAGUGAAACAAAGAGCCAUUUGGGGGCUGCAGCUGCAGGAACCACCUUCAGGUGUGCAGUACUGUCUGAGGCAGGUGGACUGCUCUGGGAAACUCCUUCCUCCAGUAUGUGAGGAGUUAAGCGUUCGGGAUGCAGGCGUGCGACUCAUGACCACGUUGAGUCUCUGUCCGGGAAAUGCCCCCAAGGAAUCACAGCUGUUCUUGCACUUUGCUGUGGGCGCGGCCCCCUCUGCUGGCAUGGAGAUGGAUAUAAUCGUGGAGAAGACUUUCACUGUUAAAGAAUGUCUCAGAGCUAUGCUGGAUGCUGUUGGGCUGGAUGGUACCAGUUGGCACCUGAGGAGGCUAGAUUGGUGUGAGGAGGUUGGAGAACCGCUAAUGGACGAGGACGCCUCGUUGUCAGAGCUGAAGAUUAGCAGUGGGGAGACGUUAGUUGUUACCGAAGGACUUUUGCCUCCGAAGGGAUUUCUCAAGCUUUCUGUGUGGCUUUAUGUGGAUUUGAGCGGUAUGGAAGCAGGCUGCAAGCGCUCAGAAAACAGCACUGCUGAGCAGCAGGUGCAGGGAGCGGAGACUGCAGACGGGUCUUGUGCUCAGUCGAUUUCUCUUUGUGGCAAAAACAUGGCGGAGCUACAAAACGUUGGGAAGGUGGAAAUAUCGGAUGACGCCACGCUGGAGGACUUAAAGACUCAGGUGUUGACGUUGCCAACUCUUCAGGACGUGUGUGUGCCUGUCACUAGCUUCCUUCGUGUGUGGCAGAUGGAGGGAGGGCGGCUUACACGUAUCCUUAGAGGACAACAAGUCACACUCAGGAAGCUGAAGUUGACCAGUGGGGCGGAUCUUUGUGUGCAGUGUCUUCUGAAAGAAGAAGAUCUCGGGCCAAAACAAGUCCUGCUGAAGAUAAAGAUGGGCGUUCCAGGGGAGAGGAGCUACUAUCCUCCAGAAGAGCUGGUUUGGGACGCUUCUCAUGACUCCACUCCUCGAUCUCUGCGCACCAGCCUGGCUGCACACUACGGCCUCUCUCCCGAUUCUCUGCUGCUAGCCAAACACCAGGCUGACAAACACGCCUGGGAAGAAAUCUCCAACUGGACUCAACAGGUUUCCAAAAAGAAGAAGAAGAAAAAGGCAGAAUCUCUUCUGGGGCCACCUUUUCACCUCAGAGAUGGGGAUGUAAUCGGCAUUAAGAACCUUUUGAUUGACAACAACAGGGACUUCGUCACAGCAGAGGACCAGCAGGGCCAGCAGAGGCUCAGGGAACAGACAGAGCAACGCAGGAAAGGAGAGCAGGCUGCCGCUGCCAACGGUGCUGGGAAAACCAAAUCCAGGAAGCUGGAGGCAUCGUUGUCUAUCAGCGUCGGGGUAUUCAGAUAGCAGCCUGCUUUUCUGUUGAUGCACAGACAAAUCAGGACUUCCUAUGACAUCACACCACACAUGAACUAAAAUGCCAUGUUGCUGUUGGACAAUCCCACUAAAUAAGCCUGGUGCCAUUUCUUCCAUUUUCUACCACAGUUUUCACACGGUUAUUUGUCUCGAAGCAUUUUAAUGAACCCUAAAACCUUCCUGGUUCCUAUACUGGUGACCCAUCAAAAAGAACUUUAAACUUUGAUUUUAUCCUUUGGACUGUUUCUGUCAUAUGCAUUUUGUUUAUAAACAAACUUGUUUAAACAACAUAUCAUUUAAGUAAAAUUUAAUCAGGGGACUUUUUUUUUCUUUGUCUUCAUCAAUUUGCAGCCGAUUCACUUUGAGGUUUUUUUUUUAAUAUAAAAAGAGUGAUUCGACUCUUGAUCCCUAAAUAAAGUGGAGUAUUUGAUUAAAUCUGAAAUAUCAGAAGUUGUUGUUAGUGAAGUUGUCCCCUUUCUGAUUACAGUUUCUUGAGUAAAGCAAAUUAAGAGUGAAUUUCCUUCCUGAAAUCUACAUCUUUAUAUAAGGUAAAAUUAAGGCCACUUUAUAACCAUAAACCUGCCACUGUGCUGCAUGAACAAAAGACUGCCACUCAUGAUCAGGAUCUAUUGAUAUGUUUGUUUUCAGGGCAGAUGAGAGAUGGGCCUUAAUGUAGAGAAGCUUCUCUGCUGCUCUGUCUUCCCUACCUCAUUCUCCAACUCUCCUUCCCUUCUUCUACCUCUUUUAUGCUCGGCUUUUUACCAUUUAUCCUUACUCUAAACUGUUGCCGGCUCUCUCAAAAGUAAUCAUGGUUUUUUACAUUUAAAUGCUCACAGUUUAACACUUGGUUGAUGGAGAAUUUAUUACCAAGCUGUAAAUCCGGCUUGGGAACGGUAAGAUGUAACCAUGUGAGCUCUGAAAUUUUGAGGAAAAUUUCAGGUUUUUAUUUGCAUGUGUAUAUUUGACUUUGAGGGGAAUAAAAGUGAUUUUCUUUUAUGUUUUUUUUGGGGGGGGAAAGUGUCUGCAAUUUUUUUUUUCUAAAUUUGUCAAGAAUUUUCAGACAGACAUCUUGUUUUCUUGGCAUUGUACUAACGGUAAAAUCAUUUUUUUUUGUAUCCCAGUUUGAUUAUUAAUAGCAGUGGUCACAUCUCUGCUGGUAAGGACCGUUUUGCUGUAUUGUUGCAGUGUUGUUUAUAUCAAUGUAAAAGUGCUUUUGCAGAAAGCUGUUAAUGAUUAAUAAAGUUAUAACACAGUCCUGUUCAUAUCA